Molecule: messenger RNA, 1238 nt
Organism: Ricinus communis (castor bean)
Lineage: Eukaryota; Viridiplantae; Streptophyta; Magnoliopsida; Malpighiales; Euphorbiaceae
Product: E3 ubiquitin-protein ligase RMA1H1
Exons: 2
Coding region: 273-1067 (264 amino acids)
Biological process (GO): ubiquitin-dependent protein catabolic process
Cellular component (GO): endoplasmic reticulum
Molecular function (GO): ubiquitin protein ligase activity; ubiquitin-like protein conjugating enzyme binding
Source: RefSeq, a predicted model, not a curated record
UUCUUUUCUCAUCCCUCUUAUCAAAUUUCUCCUCUGUUUUUCUCUCUGCCAUUAUCUUUUACUCUCUGUCUCUCUCUAUUCUGUUUGGAUUUUUUUCUUUUAUUAUUAUUUGUAUCGUAUAUUCUGGUUCUGUUUUAGUUCAAGAAACUCUGGUUCUCCAAGAAAAGAGCUCCCGGUUAACAAAAGGACUGUUUCUUUAAGCCAAUUUGCGACAGCCCAUCUCACCGUUUUCUCUGUUCUCGAUCUAGUCAGUGAAGGUAAGCCCUUGUAAAAUGGAUGCAACGGCUGUAGAUCAGUAUGUAGAAGAAGGUCUGUCUGAAAGUAACUAUAGCAGAGAAAACACAUCUCCGUUAGAGAACUGGAAAUCUAUCUCCAACUCUGUCAUAGAUUCUGAUGAGAGUCCAUCUAGUGGAUUUGAUUGCAAUAUAUGCCUGGAUCCUGUGCAAGACCCGGUGGUUACACUUUGUGGUCACCUUUACUGCUGGCCUUGCAUAUACAAAUGGCUUCAUUUCCAAAGUAUUUCUACCGAAAACGAGGAUCUGCAGCUACACCAGCAAUGUCCUGUAUGCAAAGCUGAAGUUUCCGAGGGAACCUUAGUUCCACUCUUUGGACGAGGUCAAACCACAAAACCUUCUAAAAGCAAGGCCCCCAAUCUGGGUAUAAUUAUUCCAAGAAGACCUCGUGGUCUUGCCUGUGGAUUUGACUCACCAAGAUCACCUUUCACAAGCAGUCCCCACCAAACGCAAGAAAUUUAUAAUCGUAAUUAUCCUCAUCAAUCUCAAUUAUAUUAUUCUCAGCCAGGGAGUUACUCCGGUUCGCCAAUGCUUAACCCGCGUGUUACAGCAGGAAACAUGUUCGACCCAGUGAUCGGAAUGUUUGGAGAAAUGAUUUAUGCAAGGGUCUUUGGUAACUCGAUAACAAAUAUUUAUAAUUACCCAAAUUCAUAUAAUCUUGCAGGAAGCACUAGCCCUAGAUUGAGAAGGCAUGUUAUGCAGGCUGACAGGUCCCUCAGCAGAAUCUGCUUUUUCCUCUUUUGCUGUGUGUUUUUGUGUUUUCUUUCAUUUUAAACUUAAGAUAUACACCUACAAAAAUUCACAAGUACAAGAUAUACAGAUACGAAAUCGGCCGGAUAUAUUAGAUGUUUUAGCUAUUACAUAUCCUGUGCUGCCAGUAUAUGUAAUUACAGAGUCUUUUGUUCUGAGCUUAAUGAUUGAAUUGAAUCUUCUCUUUCGUUUUUA